Messenger RNA from Pelobates fuscus (common spadefoot toad), 3387 nucleotides. It is a transcript of the gene CCDC40, whose product is annotated as coiled-coil domain 40 molecular ruler complex subunit. NCBI's taxonomy places the organism in Eukaryota, Metazoa, Chordata, Amphibia, Anura, Pelobatidae. Bases 47 to 3148 code for a protein of 1033 amino acids. The record is from RefSeq and is a predicted model, not a curated record. Gene Ontology annotation, biological process: heart looping; axoneme assembly; epithelial cilium movement involved in determination of left/right asymmetry. Gene Ontology annotation, cellular component: cytoplasm; cilium. The transcript is spliced from 20 exons.
ACAGCUUCGCUUAGCAACGCCAGCAGCAGCGCUUAGCAACGUAAACAUGUCUGCCCCCAGCAGUCCUAGACCUGAAGAGGAACGAGGGGGGUUCCCACCAUCUGAGAACGAGGAAGCAGUUGUGCAAAGUGGACACGAAGAGGAAGAUGCAGGACAUGCCACUCCACCAGCGGCUGUUUCUCCCCCUGGGACAGCAAGGCAGGUGCCUCACGAAGAUGAUGGAUCAGCCCAGUUAUCUGGGGUGGAGCCAUUUAUACCCAAAAUAUUUGACCGAGAGCAGCCAGUGAACACCAGCAGUCAUAGCGUGCCAACUUCUUCUCAAGCCAGCAGCCAGAGAUCUACCCGAUCAACGAACAUGGAGCAGCUGGGAGAGUCAGGUGAAAUGGAAGCAAGAAUCUCCUCGCCAUACUCUGCUCUCAAUCCCUUCAGCCAACAACUGGAAGAAUAUAGUCGUGAAGGGGAAGAACAAAUGCCCACGGGAUCAAGAAGGGAAGAGACUGCACCAGAAGACGAGGACGAGGGGGAUGAGUCAGAUCUAGUGGUUCUGGAUCCUGAUCAUCCUCUGAUGACCAGAUUCCAGACAGCUCUCAAGAACUACCUCACUAAACAAAUCCAAAGCUUGGACCUGGAGCUAAAUGAAAUGAAUGCAGUAAUGAAGAAAAAUAAAAACCAGCGCGAGGAUCUUGGCGUAAUUCUUUACGGAAUACAGCAAGAGCUAGCCCGUCUCCAAAUGGGUCUUGAGAAGCAGCAUGAUAAACACACCCAGAUUUCCGUUCAACGCCAGCAGAAGGAGCAAGAGCUGGAAGCUACCCGCAGUCUAUAUAAAAAUAAUUACCAGCUUAUAUCCCAAGAGCGCAAAGAAGUCUCCACCAUGCAGACUGAAGUGGAGAACCUGGCUUUACGUCUCUUCUACAUGGAGAACAUGAAUAAAGAUACACGCUCAGAUAUUUCUGUGAUGAAACGCGCCGUCCAAAAGGCAGAGAUGGAGAAAAUGCAGGCUGAAGUGGAGAAACUCAAGCAGGAUAUGUUUGUGGAUCGACUGACCCGGGAAGCUGACCGUCUGCGGGAGCAGAUUUCCUUGUAUGAAGCACAAAUCGCUGCCCAACGAGAGGACACAAAGGCGGCCCGUGAAGCCGUUUCAGAGGCCAAUAUGGAGAUUGAAUCUAUUGGUUUGGAGAAGAAACAACUCUUCCAACAUUGGAACAGCAGUCUGAUUGGGAUGACAAGGCGAGACGAGGCCUACGCCGCUAUCAAGGAAGCACUCAGCCUGGCCCAGCAAGAGCUUCUCGCUAUGGACACAGAAAUUGAAAGCUAUAAGAAAUCGAUCACAAAAGAAGAGGACCGCAACGAACAGCUCACGUUUAUGUACAACCGCGCAGAAAGUGAUGCAGCCAUGACCAAGAAGCUAGUUGUUCAGUGCCAGGCCAGACAGGAGGCGCUGAGGGUGGAGUUUAGCACGUACAUGCGCACCCUGCAAGACACAGAGCAAGCACUAAGCAGAUCCACUGGGGAACGGGCUGGGCGUUUGGGCGAGCUGAACUUGCUCCGCAAGCAAAUUGAGAAAGAAAGUCAAGUGAAGUUGGCCCUGGAAAACCAGAUCAUGGAGAAGCUACAGGAGAAGAUGACAUCUGACAAGGCCACCAAAUAUUCUUCUCUUUUGGCUGAGAAGUUGCAGAAGCGUAAAUUAGAUCUGGAUAUUGAAUAUUCCAAACUGGAAAAUGAUACCGCACAGGUCCAGCUUGAGAUCAAUCACAGCUCAUCCCAGAUCAAAGCUCUUAAGAGGACGUUGGUCGAGCUGGAGAAGAACAUCCAGAGUACCACUGAGCUGAUCUCCCGUAGCCAGAAUGAGAUAUCUAAACGUACCAUAGCAAUUGAAAGGAAGCAGACCACCAUCAACUUAUUCAGCAAACAGAUAGAGGCCACUAUUGCACAAAUUGGGGGUAUAGAACUGGGACCUCUGGAGAUUCAGGUCACCUCGCUAAACAAACAGAUAGACGAGUGCAACUCUGAAAUAUUGGCUGUACAGCAGUACUGGCUGCGCCUGCAGACCGAGAUGGUGAAUCUGACCCGACAAAGGGAGGAGCAGGAUGCAUCAGUGGAGAUGUUGAAAAGAGAACUGACCAUUCUGCAGCAGAAAAAAAUCCGCACUGAGAAUGAAAUCGAGCAGGAAAAGAAUGAGCAGAAGGAUAUAGAUCAUCACAUGAAGAACCUAAAAAAUGACAUGAUCAGGUUGAACAUGUUGAUCAACAAAAAUGCCAGUUCAAAGGAGCAGCUCCGGCAACUCAACCAGCUGAUGGAGAACGAGUUCAUCAGUUCCCUCCGAGAAUCCGAGAGGGAAUUUAUUAUGAUGCAAGAGAACUUGGAACAUCUCCAAGAAGAGAAAGAGAGAACUCUGCAGAAUCUGGUGGAAACAGAACAUCAGAUUAUGCUUUGGGAAAAGAAGAUUCAGCUUGCUAAGGAGAUGCGGAACGCAGUGGACUCUGAAGCUGGCCAGGGAGAGAUUCGAGCUAUGAGAGCAGAGAUACAUCGCAUGCAGGUCAGACACACACAGCUGAUGAAACAGCAGGAAAAAAUGAUCCGGGACAUGGAAGCUGUGGUAUCCCGGCGAGAGACGAUCGUAGCCCGUGGACGCAACCUGAGUGAAAAAGACAAAAAGCAUCUCAUAGCCAGUGAGUUCCGUGGUAAACUGCAAGAGCUGAGAAAAGUGAUUAAAGAUAUUCAGAAGAACUCAGAGGAAUGUAACAGCACUAUCAGUGACCUUCAGGACUCUCAGAACUCACUCACUGCAGCCAUUGCGGACAAGCAGCAUUCCAUCUCCACCAUGAAACAAGAUGCCAGCUCGAUUGAGUUGGAAAUCGAACAACUUCAAGAGAAGAAACGUCAGAACCUUUCCAGAAUCGUAUCAUUCCAGACCCGUGCCAAGCACCUGCAGGCUGUAAAAGAAGGGAAGUACAAGCCAAUUUGUAACUCUCCACAAGUCCUGGAGGCAGAGCAACAGAAACAGGAGGCCCGCAUGCACAGCAUCAGCACUAUCGUCCAUCAGAUCCAGCAGGAGUAUCCCCAGUAUCAGAGCGCCCUGCGCGGAGUUAGUCUGGCCUUAGAGGGUCGACUGGGCGCCCCGGGAGACGUAUCUGAGAGGUCACAGUGAGAGGCAUGCCAGAUUGCCAUUUUCCUGCAAGACGUUGCUCAUUCUGCAGGAUGUGGAAUUCAGAAUCUCACUUUGUAAAAUCAGUUAAUAAGAGGGGAUCCCAAAGGAAGUUCUGUGAUUAAUUUAUUGGUUUCAGGGCAGGACUUCCAAGACCCGGCUGCAGAAUGAAAAUGCUUCCUGCAGGAAUAGGACAAUCUAAUAUGUUGUUGUAUAUGAAAUGCUGAAAAACAACUGUACAA